This is a messenger RNA of Diorhabda carinulata, 3511 nucleotides long. Its product is annotated as piggyBac transposable element-derived protein 4-like. The coding region runs from base 870 to 3383 and encodes 837 amino acids. The transcript has 4 exons. The record is from RefSeq and is a predicted model, not a curated record. Lineage: Eukaryota; Metazoa; Arthropoda; Insecta; Coleoptera; Chrysomelidae.
AUGUAUAUAGUUGAAGUUUGGCAAAGGGUUGGCGGCUCUACCAACCAAUGCCUUUUGCUAAAAGUCACUUCUGAGUUCGCAAAUUCCAACUAUAGUAUAUAGAAAUAUGGAGGGUAGAGACAAGGAGUACCAUCUCAUAUGGGAGCUCAGCUUAAAAACUGUCCGCUUGUAGACGGUAAAUUAUAUUUCAAAAUUUAACCACAGUGGCGCUCCAAUCGGACGAGAUAUCAUAUGAUCGUUCAGUUCAGUCUUCCGUCCGUCUUAUUUGAAUAUGCAAUGUUAAAAAAUUUUAAAUGACUAGAGUCGUCGCUUUAUUUAAAAUUUACUCUCAUGCUAUGUAGCGUCUCUGUAACAUAAAGGAUUUGAUGGAUACUUUCUGUAGCACAGAGAUGGUUCUCUUUACUUCACUUUCACAUUAUUAACUUCGAAAACACUUUCUAAAAACUUUAUACUUUACUACCAACAUAAAUUCCCAAAGAUUUUUCAUGUUACUACUGAUCAGAAACGUUAGCUAAUAUUUAAAGAGUUCAUUCCAUAAUUUUAUCAAGAUUUAUUCAAAGUAUUUAUUUUCAAUAAAUUUUACACGAUGUAAAUUCACACUUACAAUUGUAUAAAGAAAUUUGUUUUUAUUUCUUGUAUAAAAUUCGUGAUUUCAUGGUACAUUCGUGAGAAUCUUUGGCUUAGACCUAUGGUCUUCUAUAAACUUCUAAGUAUCGAUGGCUUCAAAAUGGUGGCUUGCGUAACUACACACUGAGACUAUAUUACAAAAAUAGAAGAAGAAUAUAUGCUCACGUUCAGUACGUACUAUAAUUUUUGUUGUUAUAACUUGAAUUCAAUUCGUAAUGUAAUACAAUCUAGACAGAAUAGAUAUGGAACAGACAGUUAUCAAGGACGAAAUCGAGAUUCACGAUGAUUUUAUUUGCAAUACGAAAGUCAAACAAGAAUUUAAUGAUGAAAUGUCUAGUACCGCAUAUCAAAAUGUAAAUACAAGUAGUAUGCAUCAUAUUAAAGAAGAAAUAAGUGACGACUUAGAAACAGUUCGAGAAUUUGAAAAAUCUAUGGUCACCAUAAAAAAAGAGGAAAGCUGUAAUACUUUUGAUAAACUCAACACUCAAAACAAAAUGGAAUAUAUGAGUAUAGAAACUAUAAAGCCAACUAAAUCACAAGACAGAAUGGAUAUGGAGCAGACAGUGAUUAAGGACGAAAUCGAGAUUCACGAUGAUUUUAUUUGCAAUACAAAAGUCAAACAAGAAUUUAAUGAUGAAAUGCCCAGUGCCCCAUAUCAAAAUGUAAAUACAACUAGUAUGCAUCAUAUUAAAGAAGAAAUAAGUGACGACCUAGAAACAGUUCGAGAAUUUGAGGAAUCUAUGGUCACCAUAAAAAAAGAGGAAAGCUGUAAUACAUUUGAUAAACUCAACAUUAAAAACAACUUUGAAUAUAUGAGAAUAAAAACUGGAAAGUCAACUAAAACACAAGUAAAAAUGGUUCGUCCACGAAGAGGAACGGGAAAAUCAGAAGAAACCGGACCACCAAGUGUAGUUCCUGAGCCAAUUCCAUCAACAAGCACUGCUCCAGAACCAACUACAGCUUCUGCUCCUCACGAUGAAAUUAGCUCGAAACGGAGGAAACAAGAGAUUGUAUAUUCUUCGAGUACAAUUGUAUACACGAGGGAAGAGCUGAUGAGAAUGUUGGCUGAAGAAGACGAAGAAGACUUCAACGAAAUGGACGAGAGUUUGGAAGAGUUGGACCGGGAAAAUUUAUUUGUGGAGCCUCUGGAUGAGGUUGAAUAUGAUGGAGAGGACAUGGAAUUUUCCGUUCCAGUUCAUGAACUUAUUGAAAAAGAAUCUGCACAGAUAGAUAAUUCUAAUCGUUUACCCAAUCCUCCUAUUGCAAGACAAUGGUCGAGAGAAAGGCCAGACGUCGACCCUAUUCCCUUUACCCUAAACCCCGGGGUCGCACAAGAUAUAAGCGGUUUAUCAACCCCCCGAGAUUUUUUAAAUUUAAUAUUAACGGAAGAAAUGAUGAAUCACAUAAUCGUACAGACAAAUUUGUAUGCCUUAUUUUUAAGUGCCACCUCAACUGCUCCUAGGGCCCUAAUAAAGACAUGGAAAGAUUUGGAGCGCGAUGAAUUUUUAUAUUUUUUAGGGCUUCUCUUCCAUAUGGGGACGGUUUCUCUCAAUAGACUGUCGGAUUAUUGGAACACCGAUCCAAUUUUGUUUGGGCUAACCUCCUUUCGUAGGGUGAUGAGCAGGGAUCGGUUUAUCGGGAUAUUACAAUGCCUGCAUUUCGCAAAAAAUCCUGAGCCCAAUGAACCAACUCCCGCUGACGGAUUGUAUAAAAUACGGCCUCUGAUAGACAUUUUUCGUAGAACCAUGGACGCUUUGAUAAUUCCAACGAAAAAUCUUUUCAUCGAUGAGUCCACGGUUCUAUGGAGAGGUCGGUCUGUUUUCCGGCAAUAUUUGAGAAAUAAGGCCCAUCCAUAUGGGAUAAAAAUGUAUAUGCUGAACGAAGCGUCUGGUCUUGUGCUAAGAUUUAUCGUUUACACAGGUGCUUCCGAUCAAGAAAUUGGUGGAAAAGGGCAUGCUGAUCUUGUUGUUCGUAAAUUGAUGGACGGAAAACUCGAUGUUGGCCAUUCUCUAUUUAUGGACGACUUUUACAACAGCGUGAACCUUGUCCACGAGCUUCUCGAGCGGAAGACUUAUGUGACAGGAACUCUUAGGAGUAAUCGUAAAGGUAAUCCUCCUCAAGUAAUUUUAGCGAAGACCAGAAGGGGCGAGGUCGUUGACUAUUACAGCGGAGAAGGAGUAGGUGUCCUCAAUUGGCGACACAAAAGGGUAGUGCUGAUGAUCAGUUCAGAAUUUUCUGGAAAAAUGAACGAUGUAACCACCCGUCGAGGAAUUGUUAUCCGGCAACCUGAAAUGGUUUCAAAAUAUAACGAAUCGAUGGGCGGCGUUGAUCAUUUAGAUCAAAUGAUGAGUUAUUACCCAAUAGAACGGAAAACGCUCAAAUGGUCGAAAAAAAUCGGGAUUCACAUACUCCAUCUUUGCAUGUACAACGCCUUCAUCCUGUACAAUAAAUGCCAUCCAAAAAUGGACUUAUACGAUUUUAGAAAUUCGGUAGUUAAAUCAUUGUUGCCACCGGUGACAGUUUCACCGACGACGAGCCUACCUCUAAAGCGGGGUAGUAAGGGGCUUUCUCCACAUUUUCCCUCAUUUUUUGGGGUUUCCGAUAAAUCAAAUAAAAAAAUCAGAAAAAGGUGUGUAUUUUGCGCAAAAAAUAAAAAACGGCAAGAAACAGCCCACUUAUGCCCGGCCUGUCCAAAUAAACCCCCCUUGUGCUUAGUUGACUGUUUCCUUAACUAUCAUAAAAAUAUGGAAUUGUAAUUAUUUUACAUAAGUGUAUUGUUUGUAAAUAUAAUUUUAAUUGAAUUUAUAUAAAUUUUCUCAUGUUAAUUUUAGUAAAUAAGUUUUUGAAAAAUUGUACAUAUAAUAAACGUUUCAUAAAAAAAAUG